CAUUUCGCAGUCAAGCAGCUUCAUCUUGAAACUCAUGAAGAGUAUGCGAGAGAAGUGGAGCUUUUUGAAAGACUAGGAGUGGGAUCAAGAGGUCCAGACCCUGACCAUUUGAUCCAGCUUCAGCUCACAUAUAAAUAUGGCCAAUCUUACUAUCUGGUCUUUCCUUGGGCGGAUGGUAAUUUGAGGGAAUUUUGGAGCAAAACCAUCGCCAACCCAGGGAGCAAAGCUGAGGUUGUCUGGUUUCUAAGCCAAUGUUCAGGCCUUGUCCGCGCCCUUCGAAGAAUUCAUAAUCUGAGGACUAUGUCCAAAGAUGUCUUGCUUGACAACAAACACUGGGGUCGGCAUGGCGACAUCAAGCCAGAAAACAUUCUUUGGUUCAAGAAAUACGAAGAGUCGCGUCGCAACUUUCUUGUAAUAUCUGAUUUUGGGUUAACUCGAUUCAACACUGCCGAUUCCAGGUCCAAAGUCGCUUAUGACGCAGUCAAGGGUUUCUCGGGAUCUUAUCGGCCUCCCGAUGUGGAUCUAAAAAGAACGAUAUCGCAGAGGUAUGAUAUCUGGUCCCUGGGUUGCGUCUUCCUCGAAUUCGUAUCGUGGUUUCUUGUCGGCCACGACCGAACACAGAAAGAUUUUACAGACUCUCGACUCCAAGAAGAUGGCUCGCAUACUGGAUCGAGGAUUCUUCUUGAAGAUAAGUUCUUCAACUUCAAUCCAAGUAAAGAUGAUGCAGCCUCGACAGCUGAUGUAAAGACAUCCGUCACUGAUGUAAGUAGUCCCAACGAAGCCGUCGCUCUCCUAGUGAUGUAUGCCUACCGCGGUCUUACUUAA
Molecule: messenger RNA, 825 nt
Organism: Colletotrichum tamarilloi
Lineage: Eukaryota; Fungi; Ascomycota; Sordariomycetes; Glomerellales; Glomerellaceae
Product: protein kinase domain-containing protein
Exons: 2
Biological process (GO): peptidyl-serine phosphorylation; peptidyl-threonine phosphorylation
Molecular function (GO): ATP binding; protein serine/threonine kinase activity
Source: RefSeq, a predicted model, not a curated record